Molecule: messenger RNA, 9088 nt
Organism: Hemicordylus capensis (graceful crag lizard)
Lineage: Eukaryota; Metazoa; Chordata; Lepidosauria; Squamata; Cordylidae
Gene: CLCN6
Product: chloride voltage-gated channel 6
Exons: 23
Coding region: 1257-3626 (789 amino acids)
Biological process (GO): transmembrane transport; chloride transport
Cellular component (GO): intracellular membrane-bounded organelle; lysosomal membrane
Molecular function (GO): voltage-gated chloride channel activity
Source: RefSeq, a predicted model, not a curated record
GGAAAUGUGGGGGGGAGGGGGGUAGCCCCGAUAAUAAGUGGCCUUUCCCGCCUUUUUUCCCCCUGUCAGAGGACAGACAGUUCCCCCUGUUUAAAUCUGCAUUUCAGGCCCAAGUCUGAGGCAAAAAGAGACUUAAAAGGACUUGAGGCUCCUAGAAAGGACACGAGGGCCACUCAUAGUACUUCCCUAGCAGGAAGGAGGAGCACCAGGCUUGCCAUUUCUGACAGGAAUUUAUCCUGGACUGGAGACUUUAUUUCCUCCAAUAUUUCUCCACAGUGUCCAUUCAGAUCUCCAGGCCUCCUACCUAGGAAACACACACCAGAGAGUUACCAGUUCUUUCUGGCAGGAAUUGAUCUUGGAGGUUUUAUUUCCUCCAAUAUUUUCCUACAAUAUCAAGCUAAUAGAUCUCCAGGCUCCCUAGCUAGGAGUCAAAUCACACAGGGUUACCAAUUAUUUCUGACAGGAUUUUUUUCCCCUGGAGGCUUUUCCCCCUCCAAUAUUUAUCCUCAGUGUCCAUUCAGAUCUCCAGGCUCCCUACCUAAGGAGCACACACCAGAUUUACCAGUUCUUUCUGACAGAAAAUUAUCCUGAGACUUGUCCCCCUGCAGUAUUUUCCCACAUUACCAAUUCCUAGAGACACUCCAGGCUGGAGUUGGCAGCCCUAAAGCAGCCUGGCUGGAAGGAUUUUUGGGCAGUUGAGGAGAAAAAGAGCUCCCACAUAUACUGGUGGACUCUUUUUUCCAACAUGGCCACUCCACAAGAACACAGGGGAAGAACCCCUGCAUCUGAAGGAAUAUUUAUUUGUAUGCGUUUCGAGAACUUAACUUUUUUAAAGGGAUAUUUUAAUUUGCCUGCCUGAGAGAGAUGUAUUCUUGAGACAUCCCCCUCAGGCAGGCAGUCAAGUGAAGAUAUCCCUUCAAAAAUAUAUGUUCUCGAAAUGCCUUUGAAUAAAUAUUGCUUCAGCAACUGCUCUUGUGUUCUUUUUUAGGCCAUCUCAGCUGAUAUUGAUCCUCUAUUUUGUGGGGGAGGGGGAACAAACCCACCACCUCUGUCAUGAAGAGAUGCUUGAGCUGCUGUUUCCACUUUUUUGAACUUCUACCAUCCUUGGAGAAACCGAAGAAGACGACGAUGAAAUCCUUCCACGCAAGGACUACGAGAGUCUGGACUAUGAUCGUUGCAUCAACGAACCCUAUCUGGAAGUGCUGGAGAGUCUGAACAACAAGAAAAACCGUCGGUAUGAAGCCGUGAAGUGGGUGAUGGUGUUUGCUAUCGGAAUCUGCACCGGGCUGGUUGGCCUCUUUGUGGACUUCUUCGUGCGUCUUUUCUCCAGACUCAAAUUCCACGUGGUACAGAGCUCGAUAGAGGAAUGCAAUGCAAAAGGCUGCCUAGCAGUCUCCCUGUUGGAACUCCUGGGGUUCAACCUGACUUUCAUCUUCCUGGCCAGUCUCCUCGUCUUGAUCCAGCCUGUAGCUGCCGGUUCCGGCAUCCCAGAGAUCAAAUGCUACUUGAAUGGGGUGAAGGUGCCAGGAAUCGUCCGGCUUCGGACGCUGGUAUGCAAAGCUGUGGGAGUGCUCUUCAGCGUAGCUGGAGGUCUCUUUGUAGGGAAGGAGGGCCCUAUGAUCCACAGCGGUGCCGUGGUAGGAGCUGGUUUGCCCCAGUUCCAGAGCAUCUCCUUAAGGAAGAUCCGGUUUAACUUCCCCUAUUUCCGCAGCGACAGGGAUAAAAGGGACUUCGUGUCUGCAGGAGCCGCAGCUGGGGUGGCUGCUGCUUUUGGGGCCCCCAUUGGGGGCACGCUCUUCAGCCUGGAAGAGGGCUCGUCCUUCUGGAACCAGGGGCUGACAUGGAAAGUGCUCUUCUGUUCCAUGGCUGCCACCUUCACUCUGAAUUUUUUCCGCUCUGGAAUUCAGUUUGGAAGCUGGGGUUCUUUCCAGCUCCCCGGACUGCUGAAUUUUGGAGAGUUUAAGUGUCCAGAGUCAGAUAAAAAAUGCCACCUCUGGACAGUCGUGGACUUGGGGUUCUUCAUCCUGAUGGGGAUCGUGGGAGGCCUGUUGGGAGCCACCUUCAACUGCAUCAACAAGAGGCUCUCCAGAUAUCGCAUGCGCAACGUGCACCCCAAGCCAAAGCUGGUCAGAGUCUUGGAGAGCCUGUUGGUGUGUCUAACGACCACCCUUGUCGUCUUUGUCGCUUCCAUGGUUCUAGGAGAAUGCCGGCCGAUGUCUUCCGCCAGCCAUGGAGACAACAGCUCUUUGGGCUUGCAGGAUUCCUCUUCUGACGAAGUGAAUUCCAGCAUCAAGACCUUCUUCUGUCCCAACGACACUUACAAUGACAUGGCGACGCUUUUCUUUAACCCCCAGGAGUCGGCCAUCCUCCAGCUGUUCCACCAGGAGGGUACUUUCAGCCCCGUCACGCUCUCCCUGUUUUUCCUCCUCUAUUUCUUGCUCUCCUGCUGGACUUACGGGAUCUCUGUGCCCAGCGGCCUCUUUGUCCCAUCACUGCUUUGCGGGGCUGCUUUUGGACGCCUGGUUGCCAACCUCCUCAAAAGCUACAUCGGCCUGGACCACAUCUACUCGGGGACCUUUGCGCUGAUCGGAGCUGCCGCCUUCCUGGGCGGGAUCGUCCGCAUGACCAUCAGCCUCACAGUGAUCCUGAUCGAGUCCACGAACGAGAUCGCGUAUGGGCUGCCCAUCAUGAUCACCCUCAUGGUGGCAAAAUGGACUGGGGACUUCUUUAACAAGGGCAUCUACGACAUCCAUGUGAAUCUGCGAGGGGUGCCUCUGCUGGAGUGGGAAACCGAGGUGGAAAUGGACAAGCUGAGAGCCGCUGAUAUCAUGGAGCCCAACCUGAUGUACGUCUACCCGCACACCCGGAUCCAGUCGCUUGUGAGCAUCCUGCGCACGACGGUCCACCACGCCUUCCCGGUGGUGACGGAGAACCGGGCCUACGAGAAGGAAUUCAUGAAGUGGGACCAGCUGAUCAGCAACAACAUCAAGUUCAAGAAAUCCAGCAUCCUCACCAGAGCCGGAGAGCAGCGGAAACGCAGCCAGUCCAUGAAAUCGUACCCAUCCAGUGAGCUACGCAACAUGUGUGAUGACCACAUUGCCACGGAAGAGCCUCCGGAGACAGAAGACAUGCUCCAGCAGAUGUUGGAGCGGAGGUACACGCCGUAUCCGAACCUUUACCCAGACCAGUCGCCCAGCGAAGAGUGGACCAUGGAGGAGCGUUUCCGGCCCCUGACUUUCCACGGCCUGAUCCUGCGCUCGCAGCUGGUCACCUUGCUCGUGCGAGGGGUCUGUUAUGCGGAGAAUCAGUCGAGUGCGAGCCAGCCUCGGCUCUCGUACGCAGAGAUGGCGGAGGACUAUCCUCGCUAUCCCGACAUCCAUGACUUGGAUCUGACGCUGCUGAACCCCAAAAUGAUUGUGGAUGUCACGCCCUACAUGAACCCGUCCCCUUUCACCGUCUCGCCCAACACUCACGUCUCACAAGUCUUCAACCUCUUCAGGACAAUGGGCCUCAGGCAUUUACCGGUGGUGAACGCUGUUGGGGAGAUUGUCGGCAUCAUCACCCGGCACAACCUGACCCACGAAUACCUGCAGGCGAGGCUCCGGCAACACUACCAGACCCUCUGACCGCUUCCCGUGCCUCCCUUCCUGCCUCUGAGCUGCUGCUUCCCUCCCUCACGUAGCCCCUGCAUCGGCUUCGUGCACUUUAACAUGAAACAGGUCUGACUUGGAUUCCUAGUGGUAGGCCUGGACACUUCUUGUGGGCUGGGAAAACCAGAGGAGGGUUGUGAAUUCGGUGCUCACUGGCUAGUGGUUUUUUUGGGGGGGGGGCCUCCCUGCCUGCCCCACCACCUGGCUUUGGAGUGAUCCUGUCCUAACAUUUCACUGCCCUGCGGAUGGGUGAGAAGGAUUCUACCUUUGCCGUAUCCCAGCCGGGAAGGACGCUGGCUUUCCAUUCUGUCCCAAAUCUCCAGCAUAUCUUGCCUUACCAUAAACCAGGCUUUAUGGUCUCGAGGGCUUUGAAGCGGCAUCUCCCCCCUUUUCCACGCUCAGCCGACGGUUCUUGGGAGCUGCGCUGAAAUCCUUGGGGAAGCCAGGAAAGAGGGCCUCUCUUGGUCCUUCGCUGGGAAUUGUGGAGCUCUCUACCUUUGCAUGCAUACAUCUGUCUUUUCCCAUUCCACUUCCAAAUUCCUUAACUUUUACGGAAGCCCUUCUGAAGGCCGCAGUGCUUGCUGCUGAAGGAUUUCCAGCCACGUAAGAUUCAAGCCGGGCAUUACUGUCCUUUGCUGUAAAUGACAAAAGCUGUGUGCAUGAGAGAGAAUGAACCUUCGCCAGACCACUGAGUGCGUGUUUUGACUUUUUAGAGGCCAAAUGAUAAGAACUGCCUACUGGGUAGCUGUCUUAAUGUAGAUUUGUGGAGUGGAUUGUCGCAGAUUAAUUUCCGCCCCAGAGUUUGCUCGCCCCGCCCUAAAUCUACCUGUCCUGUGUAGCCUCUGACCGGCCCUGUCUUGUCUUUCGGCCUGUGCUGUCACCUGGCAUAUAGCCAUCCCUCUCUCACCUCGGCAGCGACGUGUGCCGUUCCAGCAUGGCUGGUCUCCUGCCGUCCCACACACCUUGCAAGUUUUCAGCGUAUGCUCUUUCCCUGCAUCAAGCUCCCAGAGCCACAAGGACCACUGAGGAACUCGUGUGAUCUGGUUGAUCAUGGCCGCCUUCCCGGGAGGGAAGACUCCUUCAUUUCCCAGGAUCCUUCCUGCACUCUUGGCUGAGUGCCGUGGCCAGAAGUGCAGCAGGGAAGGGCUCUCCUGUCUGAUCUGUCUACCCCUUGCCCGUCCGUAAUCUCCAACGGCCCUGGCUGCCAUCAUCUCCCUUCGGAACUGCGUGCCUGUUGCACGCAGUUCCAAACACUUUUCAGUCACUGUCCCUCAGCGCCCAAACCCAGUUCCUCCGCUCUUUCAUAGGGAGACCUUAAGUAAAACAUCUUGGCUGACAUCUCACCCCCAGCCCUGUCGGUGGUGGGAUCAUUGAAAAGCUGCUGCUGAUGACACCCAGGCAGGACCGGAAUAUAGUUGGCAAGGGCAGGCCGAGAGAGCCGUCUGCAGCCACUCUGGGGGCGCUGGAGAGAUUUCUCAUCACGGCCGAGCCGCCCGAAGGCUCAAGCCGGCCACAGCCAGUUUGGCUCUUCUAACAGAUCCCCUCCAGGCUGGCACUUGAGUCGUUCCAGCAGACUCUUGCCUCUGUAGAGUGGUGUGUGUGUGUGUGUGUGUGUGUGUGUGUGUGUGUGUGUGUGUGUGUGUGUGUGUGUGUUGGUUUUAAACUUUGCAUAAAUCUCUCUCGAGGGAAGUCAGGAGGGUGGGAGUUGUCACACUGAUGGGCUUGAUAAAGCACAGCACAGAUUUUGCGUUCCUCUCUUAGCAACCCGGGGAAUGCAUCCCAGCAAAAGGACCUUUGCGGGCCAUUCUCUGACCUUCCUGUCCCAGCCCUCGUUAACCUGUCUUUGGCCAGGAGAGAUUUACAGGGGCUUCAUUCUGUGGCGGGGAACUAUUUGGUGGGCAUUCAUUCUUUCUCGUACAAUCACAGCUACACUCAUUUGAAACUGCGUGCAUCAGUUUCCAUUGUUUUGUAGCAUAGAAAUGGCAAAGGAUUCAAUUCAGACCUGAGCUUCCUUGUUAGCCCCGUAAUUUCCAAAUCACCAAUACCCAAGUCUUGCCCGUGACCAGGCCUGUGUGCGCCAGGGUUCAUUUCAGGACACAGACCCAGCGGCGGGUAAGAUCUGCGCAUCAGCGAUUCGGACAUUAUGUUACAAGCGGGAAAGUGGAGACGCGAGCGGUUCCUGCCCUGAUUUUUCCCUCCCGAAAGGCCCUCUUCCUGAAGCUCUGUGUUCCUCUUUGGGACCCGAGAAACUUGUUCGGGGACCGUGUGUUUGGUAUGCUCCAGAGCUGUUGGGGAUUUGCAAAUGCGACUAGUAUGCAAGAGGGAAUGUGUUUGUGAGCCAGACCAAAACGUUGUCGAUUCUGCUCCCCACUUCACCUGCUGGUCCUUGCCCAACGACCAGGGAAGUGCGGCCACAUCUCUUCUCUGCCCAAGAGACUGUGCUUGUUUGUGCCACCUGAAAAAGAAAUGAAUUCAAUUGAACUGUGAAUGUUUUUAUGGGCCUGAGGGUAGUGCAGUGGCCACCGAGAUGAUCCAGUGGGGGAAACAGUAUCUCUACUAGGGAGACACGCCUCUCCAGACCAGGUUGAAUAAGUUUAAGACAGGGCUGAGAAUCUGGAAGUGAGCGGCCAGAGAUUGUCUCUGGGGAUGUGGCUGCAGGUGUGUCCGAUACGGAGCUCUUGGGAGAGCAGGAUUCUCUGGGGAUGUAGCUACAGGCAUGUCCGAUACGGAGCUCCCAGGAGAGUGGAGAAGGUGCAAAGCAAGGGGGCAUGUAGGGCAGACAGGAUCUCAUUGAGGCCAAAUGGGCUGGGGAACUCCCCAAGGCACAGAAGAGGCAAGCAGUCCAGGCCCCUCCUGGCUGCAGCAGGGCUGGCAGUUAAUUGAGGGGUGUGGUUAACGAGGCCCAUGCUCUGGCCUUUUGCGUUUCCUGAUAAUUUAUACAUCCUUGGGGGAAGGGCAGGGGGCAGGCAGAAGUGGGAGGGCGUGCGGCUUGGCGGACUGGUUUCAUCUACUCAAGACAGGAACGCUUUUGGAAAGGUCUCUCUUUGCUCAGCUCCCUGCAGUUCUUUUUUUUUAAAGGCAGAGCAACCCCCCUCCCUUAAGAAACUGCCACCAUUUCUCUUUCCCUUCCUCCUCCCAUAGCUGCUUGAUUCUUGUUCUACAAUGCAGGGAGGGAGGAUCUUUGCUGAGGUAUAAACACUCUUAAAACCUCUUUUUAACCCUGGACAUUUCUGGUUGCAACAGGUAAAGUCUCAGCUUUGCUGACCAGCACAAGCAGCUGUCUUCGAGGCUGGCUGGGAGUAUUCAGAGAAUAAAUGGUGUCCCUUCUCCCCACCUCCAUUCCUGUCCCAGCUGCUUUCUGUAUCCUCAGCCAGUCGGAAGCAGCUGGAAAAAUCCUCCCUGAAGGGGCCUUUCUUAACGAUGCCGCUUGCUUUUUGAGAUUCGGCAGCAGGCAAAACGUGCCCCGUGUCUUGAAGUCGCGAUUCCAUUCUAGCAUCAUCCACAUCAGGAGACGGGGUGCGAUUCGCAGCAACUGUGUCCGUUCUAGCUUUCCCCCCUCGAUAAGUCACAUCCUCGCCCAAGAAGAGGCAGCUUCCACUUGGGCGUUUCAAAAGAGAACCACCGUUGCUGUUGACGCGUCCCAGACAAAUGAGCUCGCUCUGCGCAUCCCUCCAGAAGUGGGCGGAAAAGCCGCUCACAGCCGCGUCUGCGAUUUUGUAAGAUAUUGUACCAAUUAAGGCCUGUCUCCCUCCCCUCCCAGAGCUGCAGAUGUGAAGGUUUUGACAAACCGUUUGUGCUGCACCAAUUUGAGUUCCCGAGCUCUGACAUCCGGCAAGGCCGAGAUAGGAGCAGUUUUGCUUUAUUAAAGACCGAGAUUGCCCAGGAGAGUCCGUCUGUACGCCACGAGGUGUCAGUUGGGUUGAUAAAGUGGCAUCUGUUUGUGUGUGUGUGCAUGCAUUGUUGUGCUCCUUCCUGAUCAAGAUGAGAAACCUUCUUUUUCCUUUAUCUCUCAUGUUGACAAAGUGCUCGUUAGGAGAAGACUGCAAAUAUAACAUUUGCUGCCUGUCGGUGUGUGUUUUGGAAGCUCCCUAGCUGUGUGCUUUCUCGUCCUCUGUCGGUUUGCUUCAGAACUGGGACCAGUGGCUUGAAAGUUCCUGAGAGGUUUCUGCUUUUCCCUCCAGUAGUCUGCAAAGGCUGUAUCUUGUGCUUUUUAAAAUUUUUGUUUUGGAGUGUGUAUAAGACACACUCUGAAGCCCUGAAGGUUUCUGACAGCUGUAAGGGAACAUUAAAGUCCCUUUCUGACGAGGUUGCUUAGGGAAGGAACUUCUCUGUUUACUUUGGAUAAGUGUCUAUCUCUGCACUCUUCAGGUGGUGCCUUUUUGAGGUUACUUUCCUUUGUGGCAUCUCACACAUGCACACACACACACAUGCACACAGCAAUCCCUUUAUGUGCAUUGCUUUUUCUGCGGCUAGGAAGAAGCAUGACACACUGAAACCUGGACCAAAUUUUCCCCUCUUGUCGGAUUUGUGUACUCCACAGUUCACUGUAGAUCACAGCUCUGAUGGCGGGCAAGCUUGUAUUUAAAAAGCCGCAUGUUCUUAAAACUAGCUUUCCAACUUGCAUUUUCCUCUGUGUGCCUCUCAUCGAAAGCAUAGCGCUGUUAGGGGUUUGCUUUGCAUUUCCCUCAGCUGGGAGAAUCUCAGCUCCAGCAGCUGUACAGCAAAACACCUGAGUGCUUCCCCUCUGCGUUGGGAGUUUCAAAUAUUAGCUAAGAACCUGGGGUGGUUGCAGGAACGCAGCACGAACCCUUCGCAUCUCAAGGCAUUGGCGUAUCACGGAUUGCUUCCUCUGUCUUAAGCAAACCACUUUUUGUUGCUCUUUCUGGCCUCAGCCCUGUUGCUCAGAUCCCAGCUUCUGCAGACUCUGGUCUCAGCCAACGGCUUGCACAGAACCACCAGUGUUUGCUUGAAGAAUGCCCCGAUCUCUAUCUCUCAUUUUUUUCCCCCUGCUGAGAAUUUUGUCUUAAACUCCCAAGGGACCCAAUGCACUAAACCUUUUAGAUCAGUGUUAAUCUCAAGUCUUGGGGGACGUUUGGGGAGUGCUCUUGCAUCUCCCGCUUUCUGGUUUCUUGCACAGUGUUAAUUAACAAGUGGUACCAAGACGCAACUCCCCCCUCCCCUGUCGGACCUGAGCCAUUCCAGAAGUGACCACUCAACCUUUUCUUAAUUUAAUCUCUGUAAUUUUUGUUGGGAUUGCACUUUUUCUUUUGGUUACCUGAUCAUGGAAACUAAUUCUGCUGUGUAUAUACAUUUUAUUUUAUUUUUAAUUCUGUUUUGGGGUUGUUGGGUUUUGUUCUGUUUUUUAUUUUGACACUUGCGGUGUGUAACCAUGACAUGUCUUUAAAAAAAAAUAAAUUCUUCCUGGGUGUCUUCAUUGA